Messenger RNA from Phytophthora nicotianae INRA-310, 396 nucleotides. RefSeq lists its product as hypothetical. The transcript has a single exon. The record is from RefSeq and is a predicted model, not a curated record. The annotation marks the transcript as partial. Lineage: Eukaryota; Oomycota; Peronosporomycetes; Peronosporales; Peronosporaceae.
GUGUACAUCAACUGCGCGCCGCUCGAGAGUACAACCUCGACAGGUGCGACGUCCAAGUACGCUGUCGCGGGCUCAAGCUCGGAAACCACCACUGCCACCAACUCGACGUCGACCACAUCUACCGCUUCGUCGGCGGCAGAGUCUUCGACUGCCUCGAGCUCCUACAACUUUAACACGAACUUGGCAACGUCCACUUCGGCUUCUACUAGCGACGAAACCUCAUCGGCUACGACUACUGCACCUACGACUACGGAUACACCGGUUACCACGACUACGGAUACACCGGUUACCACGACUACUGCGCCUACAGCGACUACGGAUGCACCGGCUUCUACUGCUACUCCGACAGCCACCACCGCCACCAGCAAGUGCUCGGUGCGUCGCCGCCGUGAUUAA